GUCAUCGGGGCCAUUACCCACGGAGGAGAGAGCGCACCAAGGCUGGCUGCGUGCCGCCGCCGCAGAGGUUGCACUGUGAGGCAACAGUCUGCUGCGCCGCUGGUCAUGGUGAUUGGCCGAGGAGGCGGCGCCUCUUCCCCUGCGGCCCUCUCCCGCUUAAUCGCUCGAGGAGAGCCGCGUCCCAACUGAAAUUCACCGCUGCCUGUGCGUCCUCCUGCCACGUCCUGACCACGCCGCUUCCGAAAUGGCCAAGGUGCCCGGACAGUCAUCGGAGAAUAGUAUCGAGGGGUACUCGUACGAGCACAUCGAAAGUAUCGCAAAUUUCCUACUGAGCAAGACGGAGCACCGACCAACCAUAGGAAUCAUAUGUGGCUCUGGCCUGGGUUCUCUGGCUGACCUUAUUGGAGGCAGCAAAGAGUUCCAGUACAAGGACAUUCCAGAUUUCCCAGUCAGCACAGUUCCUGGCCACAGCGGGAAACUUGUUUUAGGUAAACUGGAAGGAAAGACUGUGAUUUGUAUGCAAGGACGCUUUCAUCCUUACGAAGGCUAUCCACUAUGGAAGUGUGCUAUGCCAGUAAGGUUAAUGAAACUGCUUGGAGUAAAGACUCUUAUUGUCACCAACGCCGCUGGUGGGGUGAACCCAAAUUUUAAAGCUGGCGAUAUCAUGAUCAUCAAGGACCACAUAAAUUUCCCUGGCCUCGGCGGUGACAAUCCUCUGAGAGGUCGCAAUGACGAAAGAUGGGGACCUCGCUUUCCGGCCAUGAGCAAUGCCUACGACAGGGAUCUCCGGGAGUUGGCCAAGAAAAUUGCCAACGAAGAGCUUUCGCUCUGGCCUUUUCUCCGCGAAGGUGUCUACUGCAUGGUUGGAGGACCAAACUUCGAGUCUGUUGCCGAGAUAAACAUGCUCCGAGUACUCGGCGCCGACGCUUGUGGCAUGAGCACGGCACACGAGGUCAUCGUGGCAAGACAUUGUGGCCUCCGUGUCUUCGGGCUUUCGCUCAUCAGCAACGUGUGCAUAAGUGACUACAACACGUGCCAAGUGGCCAAUCACGAAGAGGUCCUCGAAACCGGCCAGAAACGCAAGAAAGACCUCGAAAAACUCGUCAAGGCUCUCAUCAAGAAGAUGGACGCCUGAAAUACUACGCUGUUCCUCGCCUCCCAUUCGCUGGCAGUAUGUUAGACAUGCACCAGAAAACGCAUCACAGAAAAGAGCGCUACUCGCUAGGGCCGCGACACGUACUUAGGUACAUAUGAAGGCUGAUGGGGAGAUGGAAGCCAAAGCAUAAUUCGUGACCUCAGACUGUAUGCUUUACCUUCCGCUUCUUACUAGCCGCAGCUCGGGUCGGCACACUGUUGCGUAUUCCUUCACACCGGAAUGAAGUGGUGGCACUUUGCUAAUUGCUCUUCAUACUCUAUCUCACAAGUCGUUUGCAGCACUGUCGAAGGUACGAGGCGUGCACAGGCAACAGCCUUGCGCAGCGGAAUAUAGUUCCGCGCGUAUCUUGAUUAUUGGUGGGAUUAUAGUUUUAUUUUUCGUUGGUAGAUGACAUGCUACAGCGAUACGUGGCAUGCUAGGACCUCCGCACAUGCAUGUCGUAUACUGCGAAUUAGUGUGACGGCGAGCAGAAGACGCGACCCGGAAGAAUACAUUUCGAGAGGCACGCGGCCUUUCUAUUCGCUAAGGAGUCCUGCAUCUUCCACAGUGCUGCAAACGACUUGUGAGAUGGAGUAUAGUAGUGGCUUCAAGCGAUGAUUACACUGCUCUCGGAGUCCGCCACGCAAACCCGUAAUGUGACAGGCCCAGCGUCCAAGAGACGCUCGUGGUGAGAGAGUUAUAGCACAGCCACCUGCUCUUCGAGAUCGGGGCGUGCAGCUCAUUUUAUGUCUGUCGCGUGAAAUUAUUACAUAUAUUGCCGUUAUCCAACAAUGAAACACUUCGAGUAAAAUUUGUUUCAUACACAUGUUCUCUCACGCGUGGCAUGAACAUGUUCAUAUCCUUUUAUGGAAAGCAUUUCACACAAGUUUUAAUUUUGAAUGUGGACCCAGGGACCACGUGUUACAUUCUUUAUUCAAGUUUUGGUUCUUAGUUCCAUCUGUAAUCACAACAUUGGCGCUACUGAAGUCACUGCGACGCUAUGUUGCCACACGGCGUUGUUAGGGUGUAUAUAGAACAAUUAUUCGAAUAUUUCACGAGAUCUGGGACAGGCGAAUGGUGUGUCAAUAAGUAAAUGUGGAUGACUGAUGUACCGGUGCUGCAAUAUACGAUAAAGCGUUCUUGUAGAUUAAA
Molecule: messenger RNA, 2287 nt
Organism: Dermacentor andersoni
Lineage: Eukaryota; Metazoa; Arthropoda; Arachnida; Ixodida; Ixodidae
Product: purine nucleoside phosphorylase-like
Biological process (GO): nucleoside metabolic process
Cellular component (GO): cytoplasm
Molecular function (GO): purine-nucleoside phosphorylase activity
Source: RefSeq, a predicted model, not a curated record